AUGCCAACAGAAGCGCAACCUGCGAAAAACUCCGCUCCCUUCGGCUACUGUGAUUCUUACUUCGUGGAGAACCACGACGAUGAUAACGACGGAAUCUUCGCACGGGCUGCCGCCGAGCGUGAACGGAACCGCAACGUCGCCCGUAUACGACAAAAGGCCCUAGCCGAGGAGCUCUCACGUUCGACUGCUGAGGAGUACCAGGACGAUGUCCUCGAUCAUAUGGAACGUAUUGAAAUGGAGUCCAUGCCGGACAUUCAUUCGAUUGAGAUCCAGACUGAGAUUCAAUGGUACAUGCGACCCUACCUCCUGGAUUUCCUCCUCGAAGCCCACCAUGCAUUCGGCCUUCUCCCUGAGACCCUCCACCUAGCUUGCAAUUUGCUUGAUCGAUACUGCUCGCGUCGAGUCGUCUACAAGCGACACUACCAACUCGUCGGCUGCGCAUCGCUCCUCAUCGCUGCUAAGUAUGGUGACAGGAAGGAGCGUGUUCCCACCAUCCGGGAGCUGAGGUCGAUGUGCUGCUCCCUCUAUGACGACGACAUGUUCACUCAGAUGGAAUGGCACGUUUUGCAGACUUUGAACUGGAUCAUUGGACAUCCGACAAUCACCGGCUUCUUGCAGCUGGCCCUGACGGAAGUAGCAGCUGAUCCGGAGCUUGAGCAUAUGUGCUGGUACCUAUCCGAAUUGAGCCUCUACCACAAGGAGUUCAUCUCUCUCCGACCAUCAGUGAUGGCGCGAUCGUGUCUAGCUCUUGCCCGGUGCAUUCUUUCUCGUCAGCAGCCUUGCUACGGCAGCUGGUCGGCACGCUAUGACGCUCAGGUGGUGAUCGGCCUUUCAAACCAUCUAUCCCACCCUUCACAAGCACUCGUCAGGAAAUUUGGCACCCCACACUUGUCAUCGGUCUCGACCACCAUCGAUUUGUUCCUUAAGCACCAAGCCAUGCUUGCUCAAAGGGCUGCGCAGGCUUCGAUGAACGAAAUGAACCACAUGGAGAUUGAUCAUUCGUCUAUGAAUGGUUACCUCACCCCUCAGACACCCCAGAAGCCAGGCUACGGCCCAGGACCCGUCGGCAUGCUAACACCUCCGAUCACACCAGACAAGGACUAUGCCAACAUGGCUAUGUACAACGCACACCAGGUCCCUGUGUCACGUCUGAGUGUCGCCACGCCCACACCACCGAACGUCGAUCACAUGCAACACACAUUCGAUGCUAUUCCCAACUACAUCCGUCAACCGCACUAUGUGCAAUGA
Messenger RNA from Dissoconium aciculare CBS 342.82, 1248 nucleotides. RefSeq lists its product as uncharacterized. The transcript has a single exon. Lineage: Eukaryota; Fungi; Ascomycota; Dothideomycetes; Mycosphaerellales; Dissoconiaceae. The coding region runs from base 1 to 1248 and encodes 415 amino acids. Gene Ontology annotation, biological process: regulation of cyclin-dependent protein serine/threonine kinase activity; mitotic cell cycle phase transition. Gene Ontology annotation, molecular function: cyclin-dependent protein serine/threonine kinase regulator activity. Gene Ontology annotation, cellular component: cytoplasm; cyclin-dependent protein kinase holoenzyme complex; centrosome. The record is from RefSeq and is a predicted model, not a curated record.